Molecule: messenger RNA, 1429 nt
Organism: Sitophilus oryzae (rice weevil)
Lineage: Eukaryota; Metazoa; Arthropoda; Insecta; Coleoptera; Curculionidae
Gene: shv
Product: dnaJ homolog shv
Exons: 5
Coding region: 155-1225 (356 amino acids)
Biological process (GO): protein folding; protein maturation
Cellular component (GO): endoplasmic reticulum
Molecular function (GO): misfolded protein binding
Source: RefSeq, a predicted model, not a curated record
AUUUUCGGUAAAUUCAUCUGAUAUUUUGACGUUGGCUGUUUAAUAAAAAUUCAGUGAUAGUAUUAUUAAAUUUAAAUUUCUGAAUAAAAAUUUAAUUCAGAGUAAUUGUUUAAGUAAUGAUCUUAUAAAUAAAGUAAUAAGGUUCAUCUAAAUUAUGAAGUUAACGAAUUAUAUCAUAAUUCUAGUCAGUAUAUUAUGUUUUCAAAUAGUGUUAGCAGGAAGAGACUUUUACAAGAUAUUAGGUGUUUCAAAAAGUGCUAGUUUACAUGAAAUUAAGAAGGCAUAUCGUCGCUUAGCUAAGGAAUUACAUCCCGAUAAAAAUAAAGAUGAUCCAGAGUCCUCACAGAAGUUUCAGGAUCUUGGAGCAGCUUAUGAAGUUUUAUCUGAUGAGGACAAAAGGAAAAAGUAUGAUAGAUGCGGAGAAGAUUGCUUACAGAAGGACGGUAUGAUGGACGGCGGAAUGGAUCCGUUUGCAAGUUUUUUCGGCGAUUUUGGUUUCCAUUUUGGAGGUGGCGAACAGAAGAACGAAAUACCUAGAGGGGCCGAUUUAGUAAUGGAUAUUUUUGUUACGUUAGAAGAUUUGUACACAGGCAACUUUAUUGAAAUUACAAGGAAUAAACCGGUUAUGAAACCUACUCAUGGAACACGCAAAUGUAAUUGUCGACAGGAAAUGAUCACGAGAAAUUUAGGUCCAGGGAGAUUCCAAAUGAUGCAACAAACAGUUUGUGAUGAAUGCCCUAAUGUUAAAUUGGUAAAUGAAGAGAGGACAUUGGAACUAGAAGUAGAACCAGGUAUGGUUGAUGGUCAAGAAACUAAAUUCACCGCUGAAGGUGAGCCACACCUUGAUGGUGAGCCUGGUGAUUUAAUUUUAAAAAUUAAAACUCAGCUUCAUCCACUGUUUGAACGAAGAGGUGAUGAUUUGUACACAAAUGUUACUAUUAGUUUACAGGAUGCUCUUGUGGGCUUUACCAUUGAAUUACAACAUCUAGAUGGACAUAUGGUGUCAGUAACAAGAGAUAAAAUUACUUGGCCCGGUGCCAGAAUUAGAAAGAAGGGUGAAGGGAUGCCCAAUUAUGAAAACAAUAAUUUACAAGGAACACUUUUUAUUACUUUCGAUGUUGAGUUCCCAAAACAGGAACUUAGCAAUGAAGACAAAGAAGCUAUUAAGAAGAUUUUGAACCAGAGUUCCAACAACAGGGUAUAUAAUGGACUUGGGGGUGUUUAGAGUUAACUGAAGAAAUAAAUGGUUGAGUCAAACCAUACUAUGUAUAUAAUUUAGGAGUAUGAGUGCUGGAUGUGUUUCUAGAUGUGAAUUUUUUGAAUUUAUUUAUUGUGAGUUACAAUAUUGCUAAGUGCAAACUGAACAAGACCCAGUCUUAGGUAUUUUUUGUUUUGUAAAUUAUUUGUAAAUUAAAACACUUAGAAUAAA